This is a messenger RNA of Anolis sagrei ordinatus, 860 nucleotides long. RefSeq names its product thyroid hormone-inducible hepatic protein-like. Gene Ontology annotation, cellular component: cytosol. NCBI's taxonomy places the organism in Eukaryota, Metazoa, Chordata, Lepidosauria, Squamata, Anolidae. Gene Ontology annotation, biological process: regulation of lipid biosynthetic process. The record is from RefSeq and is a predicted model, not a curated record.
GUCAUUCACCCCUUGAGUGGAACGUAUCCCAGCUGCAUGCUCUCUGGAUGAUUAUCGUUCCGGAUAGGCUCAUAAAUUGCCACCGACAGAGCGGUCACUGCAAACCAGCCUUCUGAGCUUUGUACUCCAGGAUCUGAGACAAAGGAAGCCUCAUUCUGAAAACCAUGGAAGAGUACUUUUCGGCCGUUCACAAGAUGGAACAAACCGUCAUGUUCCCCAGCCUUCUGCAAGGAGUCCCUUUGGAAGGCCAGGAGGACACAUCCAAUUCCAGCUCUGAAAAAAAAGACCUGUAUGAAUAUUACAUGCUGUUGAAAUCCAUCAAGCUGGUUGUGGAAAGAGGUCUGUUGCCCCGAAGCCACCCAACGUCCCACGUUAGAGAACAAGAGGUCAAGGAAGAGGAGGACUUGGAAGGCUUCUUCCAUUACCACAUCUCCAGUUUGUAUCACGUCCUCACGCAGCUGACCAGGAGAGCCCAUGCGGUGACCUCCAAAUACAAUGAAAUCAUGGGGCAGAUUAACGGGAAUGAAAAGAGGCCCAGCUUCUGAGGAAAGCGCAGCUUAAGUAACCAAAGGUCACCCCACCGCUAUCACCAGGAGACUGCAUGGCUGAUAUUGACAUUCUGCUGGACUUUGCUCCAGAGGACUUGUUUUCGUGUGGCAACCGGUGUUCUGUUGUGAUAAUAGGAGGGGGAAAAAAUACUUGACUCUUUUUCAUCGGCUAAUGACACCAAUUAGCAAGAAAACCCAGGGUGAUGCAAAAACCGGCAAUGUUUAUUUUAUUAUUUAUAGGAAACUGUCUUUGAUGCUGACACACUCACCGUUAUUAAAAUGCUAAAUAAAAAGAUGUGUUCCACGUAUUCA